AUGUCAUCGCCGGGUGAGGGUGAUAAGGGCAGCUCCUCGCACAGGCGCAACAAGUCAGCCCUGUCUAGAGCAAAGUCCGCGUUACAACGACGUUCGAGCAAAGGCGCGGGCGACGUGCCGACCCUGAAGACGUUGAAUACACAGAGCGAAGAGGAUGAGAAUAUGCCGAGUCCAGCGAGCGGACAGAACUCCAAUGCCGAUUCGCUGUACCUCUCGCCCACGCGAACGUCGGUACACUCGCAUCGGCCCCAUCUCUCGACCACAAUGAGCAACACCCACGGCAUACCUGCUGCCAACGCGAGCUCCCCGACGAAGGACAGCCCCAUCUCACCCAGUAGCGCAGCGACACAAGGCGCAUCCAUCGAACAGAGCGUGCGACUGUUCAAGGUGUUCGAAGCGCUGCGAAAUGGAGAUACAGCGGCAAUAGCCAAAGCUACCAGGACAGAUGGCGACGGAGGCAGACUGGAAGGGACAACGAUACUACACCUGGCGAUACAAUGCGCAGAGAUCCCUGUCAUUGAGUAUGUCCUCUCGCAGCACGAUGCAGAUGUCAACGCAAAGGACAAGGACGGCAAUACACCACUCAUGGUCGCCUCAUCGCUAGGCCGCGCGCCAGUCGUCAAGCUUCUGCUCGAUCAGAAGGCCAUCAACGAUGCCGCAGUCAACUACCAGGGCAAGACCGCGCUGGAUCUAGCCAGGAAUCCAGAGAUCUUCCAACUGCUACAAUUGGCGAGGUCUAUGCUGAUCGACAACAGCGUGCGACACAUCCACCAGCUGGUAUCUGCUGGCAACUAUGAUGUGCUGGAGCAGACACUGAGCGACAGUCGCUUCAAGUCUGUCAUCGACAUCAACGGCCCAGAACUUGCGACGGAGUCCGAGACGGCUGCAACAGGAGGCAGUCUGCUUCACGAAGCGGCACGAAAGAAGGAUUUGAGGCUGGCGCAACUCUUGCUGCUGAAUGGAGCAGACCCGUUCCGGCGAGACCGCAAAGGCAAGCUACCACAGGACGUCACCAAGGACGAUCGCACUCGGGCCAUCCUUAAGAAGUCGCCAGCUGCAGCGGCAGCACAGAGACAGAUCCAAGAGAGGACGAUAUUAGGCGAGAACACGCAAGGACUGCAAGCCAGCGAAGGGCCUGGCAGUAAAGAGAGCAGAGAGAUGAAGGGCUACCUUAAGAAGUGGACAAACUAUACCUCCGGCUACAAGCUGCGAUGGUUCGUGCUGGAAGAUGGUGUGCUAUCAUACUACAAGCACCAGGACGAUGCAGGAAGUGCUUGCAGAGGUGCGAUCAACAUGCGCAUUGCGAGGCUGCAGAUGGACCCAAAGGACAAGCUGCAUUUCGAGUUGCACGGCAAGAGCUCUGUGAGGUACGAUCUGAAGGCGAACCAUCAGGUCGAGGCAAAACGAUGGUUCUGGGCACUGAACAAUGCAAUUCAAUGGGCCAAGGACGAAGCCAAAGAGGAGCAGAAGCGUGAACAGCAGGAAGCGAGUGUACGGCAUGAGCAGCUGGAGAAGUUACGAACACGCGAGGCCGACAUUGCGCACAGCUCAGAUUCGCUGAAGCCUGCCACGACACUUGGCGUUGAUACGCCAGGUGGCUCAACUCAUGCAGGCACCACCCUUGCUGACGGGCGGAGUGGCUACAUGUAUGCGCCAAGUCACACCGACGAUGACGCUUCCCAGAUAGGCCGUUUCGUAACCCGGACGAACACGCAAACGAACGUUGACGGUGACGUUGAUGAUGACGAUGGGUAUGGCGACGAUGCCAGCAGCCAUGAGAUGCGACCUGCAAAUAAGGAUGCCUUCAGCAUCACAGCGCAAUCUGCCAAGCUCCAGCUUGAUCUGCUCGAGCAAGUCUCAGCCGCGCUGCAAAGUGAAAGAACGAAGAACCCGGACAUGGCUAUCGGCCACCAGACUGUUGACCGUGCCUUGUCCUCAUACGAGAUGGCAGUCGGCAACCUCAAAGGGCUAUUAAUGGAUCUUCUCCGCAUCUCACGAGACCACGAAUCGUACUGGCAAUACCGAUUGGAACGUGAACAGAACAUCCGCCGGCUAUGGGAAGACAGCAUGGCCAAGGUCGCGAGGGAGCAGGAGGAUCUCGAGAACCGUAUCGGCGAGUCUGAGGAUAAGCGCAGGCGAACCAAGAGAGCGCUCAAGGAGGCUCUUGAUGGCCAGACGAGCGCUGCACCAACACCACAGCCGACUGCCGAGCCACCAUCAAGCAAGGGACUGCUCGAGAUACCUGUAGACGCCAAACCAAUGAAAAGACGCGCGACCAUCGCAGAGCUUACUAACAAUGAGAUCUCCGACGACGAGAGCGAAGAAGAGGAAGAGUUCUUUGACGCAGUAGACGCCGGUGAGGUGGAAGUGUUGGAGACGAUGCCUCCUCGAGUCAAGUCGCCCGAAGUUGAAGUGACACCCGUCAUGGACAUCGCAAAAGAUGGUGCUACAGACGGUGGCAUAGAUCGAAGUGUAGAGGCUGAACGCAAGGAACGUGAGCAAGUGAUCUCGGAGAGCUACAAGGGAUACGAGGACGGCUUGCGACACAAGCUCAAGAUUGACGCCGACAACAGGCCGAAGGUUUCGCUCUGGGCUGUGCUCAAGUCUAUGAUUGGGAAGGACAUGACCAAGAUGACGUUGCCUGUGACCUUCAACGAGCCCACUUCACUCCUCUACCGCGCGGUGGAGGACAUGGAGUAUGCGCAGCUACUGAACGUCGCCGCCGAUCGCCCUGAUCCAACGGAGCGUCUCAUCUACGUGGCAGGCUUUGCGGCCUCAAUCUACGCCAGUACCAUCGGUCGUGUGGCCAAACCGUUCAACCCGCUGCUCGGAGAGUCUUAUGAAUUGGUCAGACCCGACCUCGGCUACAGAUAUCUCAUCGAGCAGGUAUCUCACCAUCCGCCUGUUGGCGCAGCGUACGCUGAGAGUCCGAAGUGGACCUACUACGGAGAGUCCGCGGUCAGGUCAAAGUUCUACGGCAAGUCCUUCGAGUUCAAUCCGCUUGGUACUUGGUUCUUGCACAUUCGUCCUGUCGAUGGCGGGCCGGAAGAGCUCUUCACCUGGAAGAAGGUCACGUCUAGUGUUGUCGGUAUCCUGACUGGCAAUCCUGUCGUCGACAACUACGGACCCAUGGAAGUCAAGAACUGGACGACUGGCGAAGUCUGUUAUCUCGACUUCAAGCCCAAAGGAUGGAAAGCUAGCUCAGCGUUCCAAGUUGCCGGCAAAGUCGUCGAUGCCAAGGGCAACACAAAAUGGAGCGUUGGUGGCCGUUGGAACGACAAAAUCUACGCGAGACAUACACCUGGCUUUGAAGAGACUAUUGAAGUCCCUGCAGAUGGCAAAAGUCAGUCAUCAAACCAAGCGAUCAAGGUGUGGGAAUGCAACCAUCGACCACCGCCAGGCGAGAUUCCUUUUAACCUGACGCCAUUUGUGGUCACCUUGAACGCUUUACCAGAUCGUCUUCGACCACUACUAGCGCCAACAGACACCCGCCUCCGACCAGACCAGCGUGCCAUGGAAGAAGCCGAAUACGACCUGGCCGCCACCGAGAAGACGCGCGUAGAAGAAGCACAGCGCGCCAGGAGACGCGUGCGAGAGGCAAAGGGAGAAGAGUUCCGGCCAAGAUGGUUCGCAAAGGCCAAGCACCCCGUUACUGGCGAGGAGUUUUGGCAGUUCAACCAUGAGUACUGGAAGAUUAGAGAGGAGGUUGCGGCAGGGAAGCGGAGGUGGGAGGAUGAGAGGCUUGAGGAGGUCUAUUGA
This is a messenger RNA of Fulvia fulva, 3759 nucleotides long. RefSeq names its product Oxysterol-binding. The transcript is spliced from 3 exons. Gene Ontology annotation, molecular function: protein binding; sterol binding. NCBI's taxonomy places the organism in Eukaryota, Fungi, Ascomycota, Dothideomycetes, Mycosphaerellales, Mycosphaerellaceae. Gene Ontology annotation, biological process: endocytosis; piecemeal microautophagy of the nucleus; exocytosis. The coding region runs from base 1 to 3759 and encodes 1252 amino acids. Gene Ontology annotation, cellular component: membrane; nuclear envelope; intracellular membrane-bounded organelle. The record is from RefSeq and is a predicted model, not a curated record.